Messenger RNA from Labrus bergylta (ballan wrasse), 1502 nucleotides. RefSeq lists its product as uncharacterized. Lineage: Eukaryota; Metazoa; Chordata; Actinopteri; Labriformes; Labridae. The record is from RefSeq and is a predicted model, not a curated record.
UUGUUUUAGUCAUCGUUUUAUUCGACGCGUGUCGCUGCAUCGCUGUCUCUGAAAGGUUGUUAAAUUCCACGGUAGAUACACCGCUUAUGGAAAAAAUAACAACUUAGACUUAAUUUAUUUGUCUCGAUAUAACAUAAUGGAGGUAAUCGAGACUAUUGUGAUACAAAGCACUGAAGUGGAAGGAAAGGAAACGGUCGUGUCCAGUGUGGACACGGAUAAAUCCAAAGCAGAAUUUAUAUGGACACUGCAGGCAACAUGGCACCUUGUCAACACCAGACUUGAAAUGGACCAAGUUUUUGACCAGCCAGUGUGCAAGAAAAAGAAACUUUGGGAAAUGGUGGCAGAGAAGGUGAACGCAAAGCUGAGAGAGGCAGAUGCCACCGAUGUGGCUGUGAAGGCCUAUGAGUGUGAUCUUAAGUGGAGAAACAUACUGGCGACGUACAGGAGGAAUGCUGAGAGGGCCAAGAGGCUCGGGGCAGCCAGCGUCCACUGGGAGUUCUUCAGUGCCAUGCAUGAGGUCCUGGAUAAGAGCAGGGAGGAGGUUGAAGCCCAACGAAGGGCCAAGCUCAGUGGCACCAGAGUAGCCAGAGCCAUAGCUAGCAAGAGGUUCACCCCUAUCCUCCCUACACCUCCUGCCACAGCUGCCCCCUGCGCUCCCAGGCCUCCCCAGGACGUCCUACAGCUGUACAUGGAGCUGCAGGAGAGGAAGAUGAACAUGUGGGCCCAACAGAAAGACUUGGAGGAGAGAAAGAUAGAGGCCAUUAACAAUUUGGCACAGGCCAUCUCCAGCCUGGCUCAGAAGAGCAGCACCACAGAUGGACAUUAGGCCAGAAGCGAUGGGAAGGGUAUCUGAACUUCCAUGAGCUCUUACCAAAGACUUUUUUUUUAUAAUGUUGCACAUAGAGAGAAAAAUAGAAUGUUUGUUAUUUACAUUUGCUGAUUGGUUGUGUUGACACAUGUCAAAUGUUUCAAAAUCAUUAGUUCAGAAUAAGACCAACAAAUCAUACAUACUCUGGGUGACUCCUGUUUAAACCACCAUCAGGUCUUUAAAGUUCAUGUUUUCUGUUGACGCUUCAUUGGAUGAAAAAGUCAGUUAUUUUUGUACUGAAUUAGUGUACGAUAGUUUGCUGUCUAAUACAGACACCCUUCCAUCACUGUACCACCUUUUUAUACAAAUAUAUCAAUAUCUGUUACAUGUUAUUGUAUCGCAGGCACAAGAAUGAAACCGACAAGCUAACCAAAAUGAUGAUGGCAUGAUUGUCAUCAUCAAGUAUCUUCAAAAUAAAACCUAACAAUGUGUAGUUAUAAUAAUAAUAACACAUAUAGAUCGAUACUUUAUUGAUCCCGAGGGAAAUUCAAAAUAUAUAAUGUUGAUACUUAACAUUGUUAGUCUUAAGAGCUGUCAGAUACAUUUUCAAAGAAAAGCUUUCACUUCUUUUUUUUUAAAGAUUUUUUUUGGGGCUUUUUCAUGCCUUUAAUGGAGAGAUAGGACAGUGGAUAGA